GAUAAUUGAAUAAAUUGAGUUUUCAUCAUCUUUCCUAAAUGAUUUACUUACAGCCUCCCAAAGACGACCAUAUACCUUCGAAUUCUCUUCUUCUGAGCUAUGAGGAGUCCAUGAUUUUAGCUCAAGAUGAGGGUAGACAGAUUAAAUCUUUUGAAAUCCUCGAUAAUGAAUCAGCCAAAGAUGGGCUGUGUAAGACUAUCGAAAGAUAUCCUCAUCCAGGCCAGAGCUACAUGAUAGGUUUAGCAUGAGCAAUCCUAUCUUCUGUUUGAUAUGCUAGCAAUGUUGUUUUUGGAAAGCUAGCUCUUAGUAGAACUCCUCUUCUAACCCCCUAUGAUAUCAAUUUUAUGAGGGCAUGAACAUCGCUAUUUGUGAAUUCUUAUCAAGCACGAAGAAAUAACUUUAACCCUGUAAGUUGCUCUAAGAAGGGGCUAAUCCUUUUGAUCUUUUGCAACAUAAUGGCAGCUUUGAGAUCAUACCCUACACCUUGGUCUUAUCAGUAUAUUUCAGCUAGCAAGUGCUUGUUGAUCAUCAAUACAUCUCCGAUUUUAAUUGUAAUUAUCGGUGGGGUACUCCUUGGCGAGAAGGUAACUACUAUAAACUAUCUAAUUGGAGCUGCAGCAGUACUCGGAUGAUAUGUCCUAACCUUAUCCAACUCUGCAGAGAGCGUACCUGAUUCUAACCCAGCCCUUGGGUAUACUUUUGCAUUGGUCGCUUGAGUCGCGAGGGCAGGAUCUAGCUGAAUUCAAAGAGUGCUUGCUCAUGUCUGGCAUUUCAUGGCCUUACCCUUUUACUAUACAUUUACAUUGUUUAGUAUUUCAUUUGUUGUUUGGAUGCUUUUUGAAGACCAAGUCAAUGUUGCACGCUAUGAUUUCAUUGAUUUUGUUUUGCUGGUCCUUGCUUCCUUAGGAACUACUUUUGGAAUGGUGACUAUUAGCAUAGGAUUGAAGCACCUCCCUGCGUCAACUGCUGCCCCUAUUACAAAUCUAGAAGUUGGUUUCGGAUUCAUUGGAGAUAUCCUGAUCUUCCAUUACCAGUUCUACCUAACAGAUUUAUUAGGAGCAUGAAUUAUAUUUGGAUCGCUUACGAUCCAUAUAAUUCUUCAAUGCUAUAAAGUAUAGCACGUUAUGGAUAGAAUCUUUU
Moneuplotes crassus is the source of this 1140-nucleotide messenger RNA. Lineage: Eukaryota; Ciliophora; Spirotrichea; Euplotida; Euplotidae. The record is from the annotation of a GenBank genome assembly.